Molecule: messenger RNA, 1497 nt
Organism: Leptosia nina
Lineage: Eukaryota; Metazoa; Arthropoda; Insecta; Lepidoptera; Pieridae
Source: the annotation of a GenBank genome assembly
AUGGUGGACUUCGUAAUGACAACUCCGUUGCAGGACGAGUCGGUGACAAGGACGCCUUUGCUGAUACUCACAAAUUUGCUUUCGGAGAACAAAGACAGUCCAGACUGGGAGGAAUGGGCUGAAACUACCACAAGCGCAGCCGCCCCACUCCUAGCCGAGAGGGGGGUUAAUGGUGAACUGUGUGCUCUUCUCGCCCGGCUGUGCAGGCGAAGACCGAGAUCAGCACCUUUGCCAGCGUUGGCACCACCUGUAAGACGAGUGCUGACACGAAACGUCGAUUUCGGGAAGGCGCCACAUGCGCGGGAGUUCGUUCGAGAAUACAUCAGCGCCUUAAGCGCCCACAAUUCGGGGGCGAGCUUAGUACGCCGAUUUGUGGAAGUCACUCACGGGAACCGGGCUACGUGUCCCCAUCCACGUGCAGCUCCAAACCUGGCUGCCGUGGUGCUGGCAGCUAUAGAUGACCACUACCGGAAUUACACCUUGCCCCACCAGUGCGACGAUACGGAACACGAGGUGCUCUGCUUCGCGGAUAUCUUGGAGCACAUGUGUGAGUACGAAGACUGGUUAACAGUAGUGGGUGGGGUUCUGCAGCCGGUACCAAUUUGCGCGAAUGCUAUGGCCUGUCCUCGGGUGGCGUUUCGGCUGGGCAACGUGCUGAGUGCCUUGUCCCGGGACGAGCGGUGUUCCGUACACAGUUGUGUGGCGUCCACCAGGGCUGCGCGGCCGUGCCCACCUUCCUGGCUAAGAGCAGCUGCCCCCUCGGAGCCCAUGCUGUCUUUACCGCACAACAAGCUGUGCAAAGUUUGGGGUGACAUGGUGCAGGCCUUACUUAAGUGCUGUUGCAAAAGGAAAAGCUUCCUUCAGAGUAUGAGCAAGCAACUGCCCGAUUUCAUGAUCGUCGCGCUGACAGAACACCCCGCAGCUCUCGAAUCACUGUGCUUAAUGCUAGAGUGGGAAGUGGCGAGUUGUGAACAAACGCAGCUCGAAAUAAUUGCAGCUUUACAGGGAACAGAACUAGGAAAACAGUAUUACACUGAUUUGUGCGAACGCCAAAAAACAUUACAAAGACUGCAAGCACACGGGGGCCCCAAACGUUUGGCCUUACCCGUGCGUGCCACCGAUGAAGAUGUAGCUGCCUUAUUGGAAGCGGGAGCUCUCGGGAACCUGGAGUGUCUUAGUCUUGCUUUUACCAGCGUCACCAGCGCUUGCGCACAUCAUCUAAUAAAGCUACCUUCGCUUCGCUAUCUAAACUUAUGGGCAACAAAGUUUGGAGACAGCGGAGUGCAGUUGAUCGCUGAACAUCUGCCGCGUUUGCAGGUUCUGAACCUUUGCGAAACUCCUGUCUCCGAUAAGGGAAUAGAGGCAUUAUCAGGCUUAUCGAGUCUUCGCAGGAUCAACCUGAACAGUACCAAACUAUCCGCAGAGGCUUUCGAGACAUUGCGCCAACGGUUACCGCAACUACAGGAGUACGAUAUAAGAUAUACAGAAGCCUGGUGA